CUACUCGUUUUAGUUCACAAACAAACGUGAAGCCGCAGACGAGCAACGAGUCGGAGGAGUGACUUGACGUUUGUGUAAGAGAAGUGAUAUGUUCAAAGAAAAAUCGUAAACUGAUCAUAGGAACGUUCACGCUGGAAAUGAAGAUGGCAUCAGUAAAACAUAUAAGUUCUGUUCAUGAUGCUACUGUCAUCAAACAAGAGCCAGUUGAGGCUGACCCACUUGCAUCCCCAAAGCAAGAGAUGUAGAGCGCUUGCCCGUGAAAGGCAAAGGUCCCGAGUUCGAGUCUCGGUCGGGCACACAGUUUUAAUCUGCCAGGAAGUUUCAUAUCAGCGCACACUCCGCUGCAGAGUGAAAAUCUCAUUCAAGAGAUGUAUUACAUAUCUGUUAAGGAAGAAACUCCAGUUGAGGACAACCCACUUGCAUCCCCAAAGCAAGAGAUGGAGUAUGUGUCUGUUAAGGAAGAAGCUCCAGAGUGGGAGGCGCCGGAUGGCCACAAUAGUAUGCAGGAUCCGCUAAGCAUUGUUAAAGAGGAAUGUUCAUCUUCAGAAGAUUUUCUCGGCCCUAGCAAUCACAGUAUUGAGGAGGAGGAGGAGGAGGAGGAGGAGGAGGAGGAGGAGGACAACGACGACGAGAAAGACGAGGAUGCAGUGUGUGAGGAUGACUUUGAGGAGCUGAAACAUGAAGUAGAGUCAAGUGGCAGUGAACCAGAAAGUACUAUUCCUGUUGGUGUGGACGACGACAAGACUAACAGUGAUGGCAGAAGUUUGAUUGCCUGCAUUCAACCGGCUUCAGGAACAGACAACAGGAUACAGUGUACCACCAGGCAGGAAGCAUUCAAUCGGAAUAAAAUUGGUACAAGACAUUUGGGGCACAGAUGUGGCAUCUGCAAAACAACAUUUGCACAAUUGCAGGAACUGAAGAAGCACACACACUUGAACCGAUGUGAACUUCAGCAUUCGUGCAGCGUGUGUGACAAGAUAUUCACAAACAGUACUGAUUUGAAGGGGCACUUCAGAGAGCACACUGGUGAACGCCAAUACAGCUGUGGCGUUUGCAACAAGACAUUUGCACAACGUUGUACCCUGAAGCAGCAUUUGCGGUUGCACACUGGCGAACGCCCGUACAACUGUGAGUUUUGCAGCAAGACAUUCAUACGAAAUACAUGUCUGAAGCAGCAUUUGCGGGUUCACACUGGCGAACGGCCCUACAACUGUACCGUUUGCAACAAGACAUUCACACAAAGUUAUACACUGACGCAGCAUUUACGGUUGCACACUGGCGAGCGCCCAUACAGAUGUAGGGUCUGCAAAAAGACAUUCACACGAAGUAGUACACUGAAGGAGCAUUCGCUAUUGCACACACUGGCGAACAUCCCUACAGAUGUGGCGUCAUUCAUCUCCAAAAAUAGUCUGAAGAAGCAUUCGCGGCUGCACACUGGUCGUACAUCUGAGGUGUUUGCAACAAGACAUUUGGACAAAGUGGGGAAUUGAAGCAGCCCAUCUGCACUUUACCAGUAUCCCUCUCAAUUUUCUGUUCCCUCUUCUAGCGGUGUGCUGCAGUACUUUGGCACAGGGUUUUCAGUAAACGAUAGAAUUGCAGAUUUGUGUAUGCAACGACUAAAGACAACAAUUACCUAACUUUGGGUUUUUCCAUUUUCUUUCUUUUUGCUCUGAUGGAAAAAUUUGCUGUCAGGUUAUCUGUUUUAAUGACAUUUGGCCAUCAAAAACCGCAGUAGCAUUUAUUCGGUGCAAGAUGUCAUUAUCAUUGCAAUUAAUUUGUUACUGAAAUUGUGCAUGAUGUUAAGAAAUAAUAGUGAUGGUGGCAUUUUGUAGAAAUCUUGCUUUUUAUUUUAGGUGAUAAGGUAUUGAGUAUUAAAAAAAGUUACG
Schistocerca nitens (vagrant locust) is the source of this 1886-nucleotide messenger RNA. RefSeq names its product zinc finger protein 583-like. The coding region runs from base 369 to 1490 and encodes 373 amino acids. The record is from RefSeq and is a predicted model, not a curated record. Gene Ontology annotation, molecular function: RNA polymerase II cis-regulatory region sequence-specific DNA binding; DNA-binding transcription factor activity. The transcript is spliced from 8 exons. Lineage: Eukaryota; Metazoa; Arthropoda; Insecta; Orthoptera; Acrididae. Gene Ontology annotation, biological process: regulation of transcription by RNA polymerase II.